Messenger RNA from Zygosaccharomyces rouxii, 3360 nucleotides. RefSeq names its product Tda9p (gene TDA9). The record is from RefSeq and is a predicted model, not a curated record. Bases 1 to 3360 code for a protein of 1119 amino acids. Lineage: Eukaryota; Fungi; Ascomycota; Saccharomycetes; Saccharomycetales; Saccharomycetaceae. Gene Ontology annotation, molecular function: DNA-binding transcription factor activity, RNA polymerase II-specific; RNA polymerase II cis-regulatory region sequence-specific DNA binding. Gene Ontology annotation, biological process: regulation of transcription by RNA polymerase II. Gene Ontology annotation, cellular component: chromatin. The transcript has a single exon.
AUGCUGCCAAACAGAGCCGAUAACGAGAAGGAAGGAGGAUUCGACAACGGUAUGACCGUAUCGACCACCAUGGAUACUAUAUUUCAGGAUUCCGGAAACGUGCCGGAUGUUUCUCCAUCAUCAGUAGCGGUAGCGUCUUCUUCAGAGGACCAAAAUUCACCAUCUUUGAUGUUACCGAUCCCUAAGAAGUCUAGAACAAUAAAGACUGAUAAGCCAAGGCCAUUUUUAUGUUCGAUAUGUACAAGAGGGUUUGUCAGACAAGAACAUCUGAAAAGGCAUCAGAGGUCGCAUACAAAUGAAAAACCGUUUCUAUGUGUUUUCUGCGGUAGAUGUUUUGCAAGAAGAGAUUUAGUUCUACGACAUCAACACAAGUUACAUGCAGCUCUAGUUUCAAAGACCUUAGAAGAAGAUGUUAUGAUGGAUUUUUCGGAGGCCGGAGAUAAUAAUAGUACGAACAUUAACGGCAAUAAUGAGCCUAUGGAUAAGAACAUCAUUAAGGUUACUGGCAAUAAAGAAUCAAUUUUACCCACACCGAGCAAUCCAAUGGCGAAGACAACCGCCCAGUUAAAGAAAGCUGCUAAGCAAGCAGCUAUGAACACAUCAGCAUCAGCAUCAUCAACAUCAUCGUCAUCAUCAUCAACCACAAAGGAAGCAACAAGAGAACAAGCACCACCAAAGAGGCGUAAACGCCAUGCGUCAUUUUCAGCUUCGAGUGCAUUUUCUUACGUUAACGACUCAUCUUCAUCACAAGUAGCCAAUAGGGAGAUGGAACCCCAGGAGGGACCCCAUCAAGUUGGAUUUUCUACACCUCAACUAACGGCUCAACAAUUAAUGGAAAAAGCUGUGGAAUCAGGAGUUGUUGACGUAGGGUUAUUGGGGUUACCGCCUGAUUUUAAUCUAGAUGAUGAUUCACACACUUCACCAUUGACCAAUUUCCUCACAUUGGGAUCUGGCGGUGGUACUGGUGGGUUCGCACGUUUGGAUACAGGUAGUGAUUCAAACUUAAUGCCAUUUCAACCACAAGAUCUUUUACACAAUCCUCAAGAACACCAAGAACUGCAAGACCAAGAGCACCAGGAACACCAAGAACCACAGCAACACCAACAGCAACAUGAAUUCUUUCAAGAUAGUCAGCAAUGGUUACCCGAUUUCAUUUCAAGUGCUCAAUUAGAACCCAAUUUCAAAGUUAAUUUGGAACAUAUAAACGAUGUUGGAUUCGCAGAUGCUCCAUCAACCGCAAGCGUGACACCACAUUCUAAUCUUUAUAAUCUAUCGAUACAACCUCAAAACUUACCUGAAAGCGUUAUAGCCUCACAGAGUCCUAAUUUAAGUCCCAGGAGUAAUCAGAGUCCUGCAAGUAAUAACACUCAUAACAGUAUGUCAUUAGGACCUUCAGUUUCAGCACUUUUCAAAUGGAGACAAAAGGAUUUAUUCGAUGAAUCUUAUUCAUUAUUUUCAUCUCCAAAGAAACCAACAUCGUCGUCUCCAUCGCCAGAGAUUAGAGAUACCUUAUCUCAAUAUAAGAAAUUUUCCAGAUUGUCUUCAUUUACUGAGGAAUAUCGUUCUAAAAUCAUCGCUGAUAAUAAUUUAACUUCAAACCUUUUCCCCACGGUUGAUGAACUGAACUCUUAUUUGAAUCUGUACCAAUAUGAGUUCCAUCGUUAUUUCCCCUUUGUUCACUUGCAUUCUUUGGUGCCCACAAUGGAUAACUACCCAUUAUUACUAUCGGUUAGUAUGAUUGGUGCAUUAUAUGCGUUCCAUUCUUCUCAUGGUAUGUUGCUUUCAAACAUAUCAUGGAGAUGUGUAAAGACUUAUUUGGAAAAUACAAGAAGUAAUUACGAAUCGACACCACUGUGGUUAAUUCAAUCUAUGGUUUUACUGACAUUUUUGGGAAUUUUCAGUAAUGACUCAAGUGUUACUAAAAGUAUGAAAUCACGUAUAAUGACGAUGAUCAAUUUGGUUAAAAUUACUAAAUUGAAUUUACCGCUAGAAAAUUUUGAAAACCCUCCAAUUGAAAGUGACCACGUCUAUGAUUAUCAGGAUAAUCCAGAAAUUUUAUCACAGAUUAGAGCUCAAUACAGCAAUCCGGAACAAAAUCGUAAGAAUUAUGAAUAUUUUAUCAAAGCGCAGGCGCGUAUAAGAACAUGUCAUACCAUUCUUUUAAUCUCUAAUCUGUUUACCUCUUUGGUGGGUCUCGAUUGUAGUUUACACUCGAUCAAUUUGAAAUGUGGGGUACCCUGUUAUUACGACAAUUUGUACCUUUGUGAAAAUGUGACUGAUUGGUCUGAACAUUUGAAAAAAUAUCGAUUAGUAUUAGAUUCUAAAUUUUCCCUCAUCCAUUUGGCCAACGGUUGCGAAGAUUAUGGACAUUGUUUAAUGUACAUUUCCACGGGCAGUCAAUAUUAUUUUGAAAACUCCAAGGUUUCUUUCAAAACUUUACUAUCAAUGUUGAUUUCCAUUCAUGAAAAGAUUUAUAUGGAAAGAUCACAAUUGAGUGAUGAAGAUGAUCUGCAAAUGAUUGAAGUGAAAUGGAGAAUGAGUUCAAGGCCAGUUAUCGAAUCCAUGUUAAAAUAUUGGGAAGCGCUUUACAUCAAAAAUGGCGGCAUACUAACAAGAAAUAGAGAUAAUAUUCCAACCAUUAACGAAAGUCCUUCAAUGAGACUAAUCAUUCCCCUACAUUUAUUUGCCAACAUUCGGAAAUGUAUUAAUAUUUGUCCCGUUAUGAAUAAGGCGUGGAUCAAAGAUUGGAAAGGUAUGAAUGAAGUAGUGGACAGUUUAUGUUACGAUAUGGAGUCUCUUAGAGAAGCUACAAACUACGCCUUGGACAUUGUAGAUUUUUGGGCAGAUACAGUAUCUGUGAUGAAAAAUGCUGAAAGAACAGCUUUGCGUACACCUAUUUUCUCCAUUACAUGUAUGUUUUCCUCGAUUUUGAUAGUAUCAGAGUACAUGAAGCGUGUGGAAGCAUGGGCUCAAGAGUUUGAUCUAUCAAAUCUUCAUUCGCCAAUAAUAAAUGCCUCUGAUAGACUCUUAUGGUUGAAGUCCGAGAAGAUCCUUAAGAAGAUUGAACAACAUUUAUUACCCACCGGUUACAAUUUACAAUCCUAUUCAGAAUUUCUCCGGGUGCAAGCCAAAGGUGCAUUAGAUGUGGAAGUAUUAGAUAACGAAUUGGCUCAGAGAGCAGUACGACCAGAUACUCCAAUGGCCGAAACAGCUGCAGUAAUUACAAGAGCAAGAUUGUCGACCCGUUCUCUCUAUUUAGGAGUUAGAAUCUUGGGAGAUGCCCCCAUUUGGCCCAUCGCACUACUAUUUGCACACGUUUUACAAGCUAGAGCCAUCUACAACGAGGACAGGAAAACCUAA